GCUCAGAUUUAAUUGGGGGGGAAAAAAAGAAAAAGAAAAACAUCAAGUAAUUUCCCAAAUGACACGAUAGAAAAACAAUCUUUUAUACAGCCUAUAUCGAGCAUCCCCAUUCCUGUCAACAUACAUCUGCCACCAAAGAUCGCCCCAUUGACAGCACAGGUGAUCAAUUAUUGCCGAUAUGGCAUCGCUGAGAGCAUCUUUAACGUCCCCCUCCACAUGUAAUUACAGCGAUGGCUGAGGGAGAUGCGGUCGGUAAUCAAUAGGCGCUUGCAGGUACGCGCUGCUGCCUCUUCACACGCGCGCACACGCGCACCGUCUCGCUUGUUUUCUUACCCAGCGCUGAAUGUGAGACGUCAGCGUCACCACCGCAGCCCGUAGACACACACAGCCUGCGGCCACACGUUUUUACGACCGACCGCGUCUGGAAGAAGCGAAGCCCGGAUAGCGCUACAUAUUGGCAAGCGAACAUUUCCCCGCUGCGUUAUCACCUUUUCUAAGGAGACCAGAUAAGGCCAAUCCAUGACAGUCUCGCGUCGCGCACAACGUCUUUGCGCAUCCCACAGCAGCGGCGUCUCAUCUCGGAAUUGCUGAAAAUACUAUAAGACGUUACACGACGCCGAAUGCACCGCGCUAGACCUGCUAUGGUUCAAGGAAUGGCUCGCUGGGGGUUGUGUGGGGUUUUAUUCGGGCUGCUGAGGCUCAGCUCUGCUUGUCCUGUGUCGUGCUUUUGCAAUGCCUCGAGGAUCUCGUGUAUCGAUCAAGAACCAGGCAUCGAGGAUUUCCCUGUCUUGGUGCCGGAGUCCGACAUGGAGAACAUUACGGAUAUAUACAUCUCAAAUCAAAAAAGGCUACUUACAAUCAACGAGGACCAUAUGAAGUUCUACUCAAAUCUCAGGAAUUUAACAGUGACCAAUACUCACCUGACAUAUAUAUCUACGAUGGCCUUCUUCAACAAUUCCAAACUUCAAUAUCUGAAUCUCAGAGACAAUAAUUUAUCAACACUCUCUUGGAGAGCACUUCGUAAUUCAAACUUGUCGACUUUGUUGCUCUCUGGGAACCCUUUGCAAUGUGAAUGUAAGAACAUCUGGAUCAAAGUCUGGUUGGAUGACAGUGAGAGAGAGGGGUUGCAGUGUCUACAGGAAGGAGGAAGAGCAAAAGCCCUCUCUAGACUCACUCUUAAAUUAUGCGAGUAUCCACGUGUCGAGGUUAUCCCUGCUGUUGUCAAUCAAAUGGCAGGAAGUGAUGCUACAGUGAUGUGUAGUGUGUCUGGAGCCCCGACCCCUGAGCUCUCCUGGAGCUUAAACUCCAGCGAUCACCCUCCUCUCUCAACCAGCCAUGAGAUUUCUCACAAAAUGGAGCUGCAGUCUAUUCUGACUCUAAGUGGACUUUCACCUGAUGACAACGGCCGAGAGCUCACCUGUAGUGCUGAGAACAUUGUGGGCCAGACUGAGGCUUCAGUCCUUCUCAACAUUCUUUUUCCCCCUACUAUCGUGCAGCUGUAUCAGCCCGUGAGGAACCAGGACUGGUGCAUCCCUUUCACUGUGAUGGGCAACCCGAGGCCUGACCUGCACUGGUACCACGAGGGGAAGCUGCUGGAGGAGCAGCAGUACAUCAGGACCGAAAUCCAUGAAAUCACGGAUACGGAGUACCAUGGCUGUCUGCAGCUGGUCAUUCCCACUCAUAUCCAUAACGGCAUCUACACGCUGGUGGCUAGCAAUGAGUUCGGAGAGGACAGGGGAAACGUGACGGCACACUUCAUGCACACACCUGAUGAGGACCACUCAGGGACAGAGGGAAUGUUUUAUUACGACACAACAUAUAGUCCAGAUACCCCACCACCGGAGGAAAAAGUAGCGGUCUAUAUAGUGGUUGGAAUUGCAGGGGUUGCUUUAACUGGAUGUAUCCUGAUGUUAGUUUUCCUCAAGUAUGGCAGAAGCUCCAAAUUUGGAUUGAAAGGCUCUUCCUCCGUCAUCAGUAAUGACGAUGACUCUGCCAGCCCCCUCCACCAUGUUUCCAACGGCAACAACACGCCGUCCUCAUCGGAGAUGGGCCCAGAUGCCGUUAUUAUCGGAAUGACAAAGAUUCCAGUCAUCGAGAACCCCCAGUACUUCCGCAACCCCGGCAGCCUACUGAAAUCGGACACUUUCGUCCAACAUAUAAAGCGUCACAAUAUUCUGCUAAAGAGAGAGCUUGGAGAAGGGGCUUUUGGGAAAGUGUUCUUGGCUGAAUGCUACAACUUGUCUCCUGACCAAGAGAAGAUAUUGGUGGCUGUUAAGACCCUGAAAGAAGCCAGCGAAAGUGGGCGAGCAGACUUCUACCGAGAGGCCGAGCUCCUGACCAACCUGCAGCAUGAGCACAUUGUCAAGUUUUAUGGCGUGUGUGUAGAAAGCGACCCUCUCAUCAUGGUGUUUGAGUAUAUGAAACAUGGAGACCUCAACAGAUUUCUCAGGGCUCAUGGUCCAGAUGCGGUGCUGAUGGCAGACGGACAGCACAGUUUGCUGGUGGAGUUAACCCAGCCUCAGAUGCUGCACAUUGCUCAGCAGAUAGCAGCAGGCAUGGUGUAUCUGGCCUCCCAGCAUUUUGUGCACAGAGACCUGGCCACACGCAACUGCCUGGUGGGAGAGAACCUGCUUGUCAAGAUAGGAGACUUCGGCAUGUCCAGAGAUGUGUACAGCACCGACUACUACAGGGUGGGUGGUCACACCAUGCUGCCCAUCCGCUGGAUGCCCCCCGAGAGCAUCAUGUACAGGAGAUUCACCACAGAGAGUGACGUGUGGAGUUUGGGUGUGGUCCUCUGGGAAAUAUUCACAUAUGGCAAACAACCCUGGUACCAGCUCUCAAACAACGAGGUGAUCGAGUGUAUCACACAGGGUCGGGUGUUGCAGAGACCUCGUACUUGUCCCAAAGAGGUGUAUGACCUGAUGCUGGGCUGCUGGCAGAGGGAGCCCUACAUGAGACUCAACAUCAAAGAAAUCCACAACCUGCUCCAGAGCCUGGCCAAGGCCUCGCCUGUGUACUUGGACAUCCUGGGCUGAUUCGUUUGCCAGUAUGGGUGUGUAAUUGUUAGCGAGAAAAAGUGUGUGUGAAUGUGUGGUAUAAAAGGAGUAAGGGAUGGUUUCGAUUUGAAUGAGUGAUUGAAUAUAGAUGUGUGUGUUCAUAAAAAUGGCUUGUGCUUCAGCCUUCUCACCACAUAGACUAAAGGCCUUAAAGUUUUGAGUUCUUUCCACAUCUGGACAUGUCCAUAUCUGUCGAGCAUCACUAUGUUUUCUAUAAACCCCAAAAGGUCUACAAAUUGUUGUAAAUAUGCGUCAGAGACUAUGUAGACCCUUUGUUUAACAACCUUUUUGAAAAAGGUCAUUCGGUGUAGGAGAGUUUAUGUGUGUUUUACUUUUACCAUUUGUUUUAUCGAGAUGGACAGAAUUCGGACUUGAUGAGGACCCAGUCAUUAGCACAACGCUGUCAAAGCCCUGGCGACAUUCUGGCAGACUUUACGCAAAUCGCAAUACUAUUUAUACCGCAAACGAUCGAGUAACAAUCAUGGAACUGCCAGAUUCAUGUUUCUUUUUUUCUUUUUUUUUACACAUCUGAUCUAAUUUUAGACUAAUCUGUGCCAAGUUUUGAUGUCUAAUGCUGAGGUCGAUGAAAGGCGUUUUUGGACAUGACUGUGCGCCCCAUCUUACUCAGUGCAAACUUUGUAAUAGAAGCACAGCGACAGACUUUUUUUUUCCUUUGGAAGAGGAUUGAGGUUGGACACGGUGUUUGGAGUCAGCACAGAGGCGAAGUCACCAUGCAGUGGCACUGAAGUAUUUCCUCAGACUUUCUUUGGCUCCCUGGCCAUAUGCGCUGAAGUUCGGAUUCAAAGAGCACUUGUCUUUCUAACUGGGGAUCGAAGAGCAAUGAGAGAGAUGUUGUUCUUGUGUCAGUCAGUGGUAAGAGUCAUUUUUUAACUUUAGGGUGCUUACACACUAGAAAACACUCUUGAGGGAAUGCUUAAUUAAUUGAAAUGUGCAAGAGGGUGUGGAAAGAGCCGGACUGGAUAAUUCAUCCAGGAUAUUUCCCUGCCUUCGGCUCGAGACGCUGAGAUAGUUUCCAGGAUCCCUACGACUCUACAUCGAGCAAGUGGUUUUGGGUUACGAAUGGAUGGAAAGAACCAGGACUGUUUGAGGCCCUGUUUACAAGUGCGUUUUCGUUUUAAUACGCAUAACUUUUGCUACGUUUACGCCUGUCGUUUACAGUACUCCGGUGUUUUCGUCACUCGAAAACUGAGACUUAUGAAAAUGCUGCAGACCCCGUUUUAGAUCAAAAACUCCGGGGUUGCGUUUCAGUGUAAACAGACCAAACCGGAGACUUUUGAAAACGAUGGCGUGGCUGCCCACGUGAUCUCUGCGUAUCCUUGAUGACUGUGUAACCGUAUCGUGUCUCGUCGAGCAUGUCGCUGUAUUUGUUUUGGCUCGAUUGCCAAUCGACAUUUUCGUCCGCCUUUUAAUCAUUAGUGAGUAACAAUUCCACCUCAUCAUCUGUCCACACAAAGACGUCGUUGCCAUCAUGCUCAGUGUUGAACCUGCCAGUGACUAACAACUGACUUCUUGUUUACACUUUUACGUGCAUGCCCAGUGCGGAUCGUUUUAAUUCUAAAACACCGUUUUAAAAACGACAACGCACUAGUGUAAACAAAAAAAAACGCACUAGUGAUUUCUGAAAGCACAACCGGACCCAGUUCCCUGGGACUCUCAGUAGAUCCCUACAUCAGAGUGCAUUCCAGCCAGUACAAGUACAAAUUCCCUCCACUAUUGGUCACAUAACGGAGCAUCGAAAUCGACGAAUUCCCUGCAUUCUUUGACAUAGCGCGGACUAGUGUGUAGGCACCCUUAAUUGUUGUCAUGUUGCAAUUUGAAGGACUUUGCCUUUGCGAAGACUGAAGAUUUCUUUCUUACCUGUUCCUGGGAAGUAUAUCCAUAGAUGUUGUCCAUAACACAGCAGGCCUGCCUGAACAGCUGGAUUUCAUUUGAUCUCGGAUUAUUCAUUAUUAUCUGUUUAUGUAUCAACUGCUAAAUAAUAUGUGUAUGUGAUAAUCAAUGAUGGAUUUGUUGUGAUGUAUUGUGGGCCGUUUCAAAGCGAUGGGCUUGGUGGGCACUGUGAAGUGAAUGUUCAUGUGAGAAUGACUCGAGUCGGACUGUCCCUGAGGUCACAACAGGAAGACCCUAUGAAGGGACCAUCCCGAUUCAACCUGUGUUUCAACCCCACCAGACAAGAUACCAGAGGAGGACGACUGCCAACCAACAGGCUUCAUUUAGACUACAAAAGACUGAAACUGUCAGUAUUAUAUGACAUCGUACAUUGCAUUCAGAGAGUAUUCAGACCCUUUCAUUAUUAUUUUUUUUUGCAUUUUGCUGUAGCCUUAUGCUAAAACGUGUUUCAACACAACUCUAAACAACUCUUGCAUUAUCUUGUCUGUGCUUAGAGUCACUGGACCUGUCUGAGGUCUGGAGUGCUUUGGACCAGGUUUUCAUUAAGGAUAGCCCUAUAUUCAGUUUUCCUUCCAGCUUGAUCAUAAGUUACCCAGUCCAUGCUGUUGAAAAUCACCUCCACUUCUUCACCGGUGGGAUGGCAUUGCUUAAUUUGAAUCUGUUAAGGGGUAGGGAGUUUAGAUUGACGUGAAGGUCACAUUUACCAUUCUGCAAAUUUUCACAGGUGAAAUCCACUCAUUUCAAUAGCAAUUUCGCAUGAUUUCUUCACGUAGAUUUCGCCACAUGGACCCAGAACAUGGAAAAUCUGUGUGCAUGAAAAUUUUGCUGAAAAAAUGAAAACAUCGGAAUACUUUCUGAAUCCAUUAUAAUUAUUUCCUUAGUGGUGUUUGCAAAGGUAAGCGUCACAGAUACUGUCGUUUAUACUUAGGGCUUACGUGAAUAUUACACACAGUACAUAUUCGAUUCACUUGUAUCUGUAAAACCAGACCGGUCGAAAAACAAAAUCUCGUCAAGUUUCUCAACCUGACUAUCAUUAUUGUUGACUAAAUCCAGGGCUACAGUAUUCGACUUGUCCUCCUCUGUGGGAGAAAAUGUUUUUUCUCAAUUCAGAUCGACGCGGGAUCUUUGUGGGCCCCAGCAACACAUUUAGCACCAACUUGCUGAUUCUUCAGGGUGUGAAGUACUGGAGAUGUGUUGCUUUGAAUGCAUCUGUAUAUAUGCAAUUACACUGUAAAUAUACAUGAGCAGGAUCAAUCAUUCUUUGUACACUGAUGUCAAAUUCUUUCCAAACAGUACAUUGGCAGGACCUACUUUUAACAGCCGACUUCACGAGUUGUCGAACAGCGUCCAAUCAAGUCAAGUGUCGGUCAUUAUGGUCAUGAUCUUUUGAGCAGUGACUUGUGACCUCUUAGAGCUUUGCACUUUCUUUAUAGAUGUACUGCUCAUAUUUUUGUAGUUUUCACCCUACAAUUGUAAGCGCUGCAAAAAAAAAAAAAAAAAAAAGGAAAAAGAAAAUGCACUGAGAGAGGUUAUUUACAUUGAAGGGGGUUAUUUGCUAAUGUUACAGAUAUCGGAGAAAUGUAUUCAGUCAGUUAUGCUAAACAAUUUUUCUUGUGUUGUGGCAGACUGACUAUGUGAAGACUUUAUUGAUCAAACAUGGCUUUUUUUUGUUUUUUUUUGCUAUACAGAAUUCUGUGUGUUGUAAUAGCCAGCCGUACUUUAUAAUCCAUUCUGUACAGUUCUAAUAGAUGUCUAUAUAAAUGGUAUGUUCUCUCUAUAUAUUCGGUUUCAAACAGGCAUCGUGUCAAAUGUGUGACAUUAUAAAGGGAAGAAAAACAUCUCAUGGGCCUCUGGCAAUAUGUGAGUGUAAAUACAGGUUAUUAUGCGUGACAAGUUCUUUUUCCUGUGGUUGUUCAUCAUAAAAAUACAAUGCAAUUAUUAUUAUUAUUUUAUUUUAUCUGUAAUUGAUCAACUAGCCCUUUCCCCUGUGUAGUAAAUAAUUCAAUGUUUUUUGUUUUGUUUUUUUAACUGAGGGUUGAUUCAUGUCCAGGGGGAAAGUGCCAAGAGAAGCCCCAUCCUCUUUUGAUUUCUGGAAAGCUCUUAUCAUUGUAUAUGAAUGAAGAACUGUGACUGAGUACUGGAACACUGUUUAUGCAUUAUUUUGUAAGGCAAGAUUUUAUGCUCCACUGGGUGUAUCUCACUUAAAAAGUGUCGAGAAAUGUCCGGGUCAGCCCAAAAUCAAAAGAGAACAAAUACAUGAGAAGAAAAUAGGCCUAUUUAAGGUCAAUUAAGUUUGGUAUUUAUUAUAUAUAGUAUUAUAUUUUGGGAUGAAAUA
Molecule: messenger RNA, 7302 nt
Organism: Carassius auratus (goldfish)
Lineage: Eukaryota; Metazoa; Chordata; Actinopteri; Cypriniformes; Cyprinidae
Product: BDNF/NT-3 growth factors receptor-like
Exons: 18
Coding region: 621-3035 (804 amino acids)
Biological process (GO): multicellular organism development; trans-synaptic signaling by neuropeptide, modulating synaptic transmission; positive regulation of kinase activity
Cellular component (GO): signaling receptor complex; plasma membrane; axon
Molecular function (GO): brain-derived neurotrophic factor binding; brain-derived neurotrophic factor receptor activity; ATP binding
Source: RefSeq, a predicted model, not a curated record